This is a messenger RNA of Protopolystoma xenopodis, 600 nucleotides long. The record is from the annotation of a GenBank genome assembly. Lineage: Eukaryota; Metazoa; Platyhelminthes; Monogenea; Polystomatidea; Polystomatidae.
AUGGCAACAGAGUGGACCACAGCGAUGCCACAUGAUGAUCGCAGUCGCAGUCGCAUUGGCUCGAGGGUGUGUCGGCAUGGCAGGCGUGACGAGGCGCAAGCGCACGCCGGUCAAGUCGGCGUGGGCCUCGCACCGGCUCAACCUCAGCACCGUCCGAGCUGUCCUCGGGCCGACGUUUCGCCCGGCCCCGGCUCGGCACUUCUCGCGGCCAGCCAAUCAGCCGCGAGUGCAGCCCGUCAGCCGACCAGCCUCGGACUGCCGGCUCCACGGCCCAAACCUGCACUCCCGAGCUGUGCCGCCAGGCGUGCGCGCUCUCGUCGCCCUCAGCCUCGACCGGCCAGCAGCCAGCCCACCCUCCCGUCCGCUCGCCCACGACGCGCCAGCCCUGCCGCCGCCUAUCCCACCAAUCCACCGCUGAGCUCAUGCCCUCCGAUCGAUUCCGCCAGCACCCAGUCCCCGCGUCCACUGCACCCCACCUCCCCGCAAGUAUGUCAUAUCCACCCUCCAGCCCAGCUCGGCCCACUGCACCCGCCUGCCCCACCACUUCCUCCAAUCAGCCGCAUCGACACCAACCAGACCGGGCGUCUGUGGACCGGCUGA